AACUAAUUAUCAGUACUUCUUUUUCCAUUGCUUUCAAGCAACAGCUAGCUAUGGCUGGUGAUGAAGAAGCAUUCUGUGAGAACUAUCUUUUGCUUAAACCCGAAGAAGCCAGUUUCUUCGAUUUCCUUCGAAUCUUAUUUUCGAGUAAUUUAGAGAGUAAGGAAUUUUGCAAUACUGGCGGACAAGGUGGAGUUAUUACCGAUUUUCGCCAUAGAUCGAUUGUUUUCGUGUCGGUCUUGCUACAGAAAAUACUAUUUUUAUUCACGAAGCCUUUGGCGGCAGUGGGGAAUCUGGUGGAGCUCUUGCUGAAUUAUCCGUCGGCAAACGGCGGCUUCUUUCGCCUGCUCAUCAAUCUUGUCACAGGGAAGCUGGUGAGACCAGACAGAACAUCGGUGAAAUUCACGUCAUUUGUUGGAAGUAUAGACAAGAGAAUUGAAUUGGACAAAAGCAUUACACGUGGCAGCACCAAGUAUAGUGCAUCCCUUGCUAUUAUGGCUUCCAAAUUAUCCUAUGAGAAUCAAUCAUUUAUUCAAAAUGUUGUUACAAAUUAUUGGAAGAUGCAAUUCCUUGACUUCUACAACUUCUGGAACGGUAAGCAGUGGCGGAGCCAGCAUAGGAAACAAUUGAAAAUAGUUUCAUACUGCAUAUUUGCAGAUCACCUGAAAAUAAACACGAUUGCGAUUAUGAUCCAAGACAAAACCGCGGAACCCAACCUAAUCGUAGUAGCAUUCCGAGGAACAGAGCCGUUCGACGCCGGCGCAUGGCGAGCUGACGUGGACAUUUCGUGGUACGAGUUUGAUGGCAUCGGAAAAAUCCACGGCGGCUUCAUGAAAGCCCUUGGCCUGCAGAGCUCCACCGGCUGGCCCAAGGAACUCCCAGCCGCCACUGGCAAAACAUUCGCCUACUACGAAAUCCGGCAGAAACUGAAAACCCUAAUCAAGGAAAACUGGGAUGCGAAAUUCGUGGUGACGGGGCACAGCCUUGGUGGGGCAUUAGCAAUUCUAUUCGUCACCAUUCUGAUUUUUCACGAAGAGGAUACGCUACUUAACCAUUUGGAGGGAGUCUACACUUUCGGGCAGCCACGGGUGGGGAACGAGCAAUUCGGGGAGUGGAUGAAGGGAAAAAUGUCGAAAUACCGUGUCAACUAUUUCAGAUACGUUUAUACGAAUGACAUGGUGCCGAGGUUGCCGUACGAUGAUAAGUACUUCUUGUACAAGCACUUCGGGCCGUGUCUGUACUUCAACAGCUGCUACAAAGGCCAGGCUCUGGAGGAGGAACCAAACAAGAAUUAUUUCUCAUUGUUUUAUCUCCUACCGAAGAUCUUAAUCGCGGUUUACGAGCUGAUUAGAAGUUUCAUUAUACCUUGGACACGGGGCAGGGAUUAUAGAGAAGGUUGGUUGAUGAAAAUAUUGAGGAUAACAGGUUUAACUGUCCCGGGCUUAACCGAACAUUUGACUAUGGAUUAUGUUAAUCUCACCAGACUCGGGAAAUUUAUUUAUCCUCCAAAUAAAAAUCGCAAACAAAUCUGAUUGCAAAUCAUAUCGUACGAUGAUGCUGAACUAUUGAAAAUUAGUUCCGUAACUAUUUAGUAUCGAAUAAAUCGAGAGUUGUCGUUGUUUGAACUUUAUUAUUAUAUAUAUUUUUUUCUUUUUUUUC
This is a messenger RNA of Erythranthe guttata (spotted monkey flower), 1656 nucleotides long. The record is from RefSeq and is a predicted model, not a curated record. Lineage: Eukaryota; Viridiplantae; Streptophyta; Magnoliopsida; Lamiales; Phrymaceae.